This is a messenger RNA of Sus scrofa (pig), 3257 nucleotides long. RefSeq names its product small cell adhesion glycoprotein (gene SMAGP). NCBI's taxonomy places the organism in Eukaryota, Metazoa, Chordata, Mammalia, Artiodactyla, Suidae. The record is from RefSeq and is a predicted model, not a curated record.
GCGGAGGAGGGGACCUGGGCAGGGCGGGAGGGCCCCGCGAGCCCGCUCGCCCACACUCACACCGCAGCCGCCGCGGCCGCGGCAGGAACCGAAACCGAGAGCGGCCGAGCUCGGGCCUCGGCUGGAGCCUCCCGUCGCGGCCGCUCGGAACCGGUGCCCGGGACGGGCCGCCCUCGGAGCGCAGGGCGAGCGCGGAUCUGCACCUCCCGUCCACCUGACGCGAUGACGAACCUCACAACCGUGCCUUCUCCAGGAGAACUGAUGAGCAGCCCAAUUCUACGGCCCACUGAGGCCCCGUCCCCAGAAGCUGAAGCCAGCACAGCACUCAUUGCAGUUGUCAUCACCGUGGUCUUCCUCACCCUGCUCUCUGUCGUGGUCCUGAUCUUCUUUUACCUGUACAAGAACAAAGGCAGCUACGUCACCUACGAACCUGCCGAAGGCGAGCCCGGCGCCGUCCUCCAGAUGGAGAGUAACUCCGCCAAGGGCAAGGAGAAGGAGGAAUACUUCAUCUAAUGGUUCCCGGGCCCCAAGGAGCUCAUCCAGGCUCCAGUGCUGACACACUAUUUAUUAGGUGAGAGUUUUAUCUGAAACCGAUGAGAAGCAUCCAUCGCUGUGGGCAGACCGGAGCUCCUUCCAGGACCCAGGCCCAAAUGCCAGCAUCACAGACGCCAGGGCCCAGAGACCCGGAGAAAGCGGCUCACGAAGUCUCGAGUCAGACCUUUGUCAUACAGCUGGUGUUUGUGAUUGAGCGACGAGGUGGAGCCGUACCAGGCAGCCACCGGGUACUGCCUGGCCAUCGUCACUUUCUCCACAGCUCAGAGGGAAGGAGAGUUGGGGGUCACUGGUUGCUCCUGCGUUCCCUACCUGGUCACCUAGCGACAGCCCGAGUGCAAAUAGUGUCCCCUGGAAGCUCCUCCCAGAGGCCGGAGCCCACAGUGAAAGGCCAGGCCGGGAGGGGCAGGAGGGCCGUGAAGACGUCACUGCUGAAGGGGCGGGCCACCUCCCUUAACCUGAGCCCUUCCUUCCCACAGUCCCCGGCAACCCAGACGUAGGCUGUUUUUAUCGGAAUUAAAAAUUUUCAUUGAUACAGAAAUCAGAUUCUCAUAUACAAGAACUAACGACCUUCACGUUUUGACUUAGCCCUGCUCAAACUUUUUGACAUUUCCUCUUGCUAAUUCCUCUGCCUAUGUUCUCUCCCUUGCCAAAAAGAGCCUUAGGGAAGUUUCUACAGUUCCCAGGCGGAAAUCAGGGCUUUGAAACAAAGAUAGUCCUGGGAAGUUUGUCCUAGAGGCGUGUCAUUCCAAACACACCCUAGGAGAUGAGGGGUUUAGCCUCCAUCCUGGCAGGGGCCGGAAUUUCCCAGGAAACCAGCAACAGUCUACCUACCACUUGCCUCACCCGUGUCCUUUCUCUCAAGCCCAGAGAAGCUUCUUGGAUCUAACUUCAUCUCAAAAUGAGGUAUGUUUAAAAGGUACAAUGUUUUGGUAGAAAUCAUUAGCUCUCCAGGUCUUGAUUUCUUUGGAAUUAAGCUAAAGUUCCUUUGAAGUCUUAAAUCUAUUGCCUCCAUUGUUCAAGUCCACCCAAGGUAAGAACCAAUGUUGAGGAAUUCAUCUUGGCAACCUAGAUUCCAGGCACUUACAGUAUUUCUGUAUUGCUGUAUGUCCAUAUUUCUCCACACAGAACUUGGGAAAAACUGAAGGUCACCCUGAAUGUACACAAACUGUUAUAUUAAAAAAACAUUUUCCCCAAGUCAAACUUAAGGGCAAGUUAGGAGAAUCCAUUGUUCCUUUAUUUCUAAGUUUAUGUUCUGAAUUUCCUCUGGCAAUAAUAGGUUCUUAGGAAUCCAAAAGAGCUUAGGAAGUAAAAUCAUGAAAGUUGAACAUCUAGGGUGAAACUUAGGAAAACAGUCAAAUCUUAGCCUUGCACGCCUGCAUGUAUUUCAAAGCCUUCAUUUUUAAAAAAAACCGAAUGGAAGCAGGACUAUCUGCAUCCUAGGUGGGCUAUGAGAGGAAGCAUUCACAGAGGAGAUCUCAAAACAAGCCGAGUAAAGAAUCCUUGAAGUGAGGUGUAAUGCAACUUCAUCACUUUAUUCAAAUCUUCAAAAUAGUCUUUAUUCUACAUUUUUAGUAUAAAAAAUCCACAAGUUAAGUGCACCACAGUGUAGAGAGAGACAUACAACGCUGAACUUCCAUAACAGUCAAUGGUACAGUCAAACAUCACAUGUACAGAACACAAAAUUUAGAUGAACUUAAACUUAAAAUAAAAUAAAAUCCAAUUUUAGAAAACAAAAAUCAAAAAAUUAAGGAUCCCUGAAAUAUUCCUAACCCUAAUGGGAUUUCACUGGACUCAAGUCAUUUUGUAGUGAGCCAUUCACAAUACAACCCCGUUCACCCAGCUCGGGAAUUCUUAGAGCCAUGAGUGGCUGCAUCAGACACUGACAAAUGGUAACCAAUUUUUGAUCUGAAAACUUCCCUUAAUUUGGCUCUAGAGUCAUCAGGCUUUUAAAUGCACCCUCCUCCCUGCCCCUGAAAUGAUAAGCAAGCUGCUAUUUAUGAUAGUUUGUGUUGAUAUCCUUUGUUGAACAAAGCUCAGUUUUUCUGGCACCAAAGCAAAUUUGGGUUUGGUUCGUGUAUGAAGAGACAGCCUACAAGGAGGGUCCAAAAGGCACCCUCCACUUCUGCCUGAAGAGACGCAAAAGCAGAAGUAAUGGGGGCUGUGCUUGGGGCACAGAGGGGGUUUCAGAGGAUCCUUGUGAAAGACUGGUUAAAAGAUGACGAGUGAGGACAAGUGCAAGGAGAGAAGGAAAUUAGUCUGACUGGCUUUCUGUCCUGCACCAUUGAUUCAAUGGAGAUUGGCGGGAAGGUAUCGAAGACCGGGGCUGAGGGUGGAACAUGGGGCAAAGGACGAAAAGGAAAAGGCAGACAGCUAAUGCAGUUCAUUUGUAACAAGUAACCUAAAUCAAAGACUUAAAGGAGAUUAAAGACCAAUCAGAAUAAUUUGGCAACUUUAAUUCUUAGGAAGAUCAAAGUUCCCUCCAAACCUAAUUUGAUGUUUUAUUACUAAAAGCAAAGACCAGUAUGGUACAGUAUUACUCCAGAGGAAUUACAGGAAGAUCCUUAGGGCUGCUUCACCCACAUUCAUUUGAUGAAUGGAUACCUCCCCUACCUCAAAAUGCUUUAGGGAGGUACUGCUACCAUUACAUGGUUCCUUAUUAAGUUUGAAAAGUGCCUGAAAGUUUGGGCACCAGAAAGACACCC